Messenger RNA from Effrenium voratum, 2434 nucleotides. NCBI's taxonomy places the organism in Eukaryota, Dinophyceae, Suessiales, Symbiodiniaceae. The record is from the annotation of a GenBank genome assembly.
CCGAGAUCGCAAUGUCCUGGAUUGGCUCCUUGCGUCAGUGAGCCAUGGCACUGAGCUGGUGCGUGCCAAGACUUCGAGGAAAUGCAAAAUGAUGCUCUCAUCCAGCGGCUGAAGGGCGAGCUUCAGGAAGCCGCCGAGGCGGGCAUCGCGGAGUGCCGCGCGGCCGAGGACUUGCGGAAGCGGAACGAUGACCUGCAGAGCGAGCUGGUGGAGUGCAAACUGUCCCCGCCGCUGAGCACCUUGAGCACCAGCAGCGAGUGGCGAUGGCCCACGCGCUCCAGCGGGGUGAAAGCGCGGGGCAGCAUCACCAGCAGUGAGGGCGGCGUGGCCGGGCCGUUGAGGAAGCAGCACCUUGCAGCUCAGUUCGAUGCUGAUAUGGAUGAGUACAUCCGCGAGAACGAGGAGCUCAAAGAGAAGGUCACAACGCUGGAGAAAGCCAACCGCGAGCUGGAGAAGGUAACGGCAGAGAUCAACGAGAAUCAGCCGAGAUCUCCCCAAUCACCAGCAGGCUCAGCGAAGGUGGGACUUCAGGUCCAACACGUCGCCCGCAACAUUGCACGGGACCGUGCUGAAGAAGAGCUUAAGCGGGAAGUGGAGAUCGAAAAGUGUGAAGUGGCGGCACUCCAGCAAUCCCUCGAGAAGUUCAAAAGAGAGGCUGCUUUUGAGCUGCAGAAAGCGCGCGCAGAAGUGGAGGAGGAGAGAGCAGCAAAGGAACGCGACAUUCGAAAGACGGAGCAAGCUCGCGAGAAGGAAGUCCAAUGGCUCCACAACGAGCUGGAUGCGGCAAAGCUUCGCUACAUAGCCAGAGGCGUCCCACGACAGUCUCCUGGGCCCAGUGAGGUGCCGGCUUUCGGCAAGCCCGAGAAGAUGGCCAGCAUUCUUAUCGAAGAGCCUGCAAGCCUGGCGGACGAGUUGGGUCACUUCGUUUGGCCAGCUGAGGAGGACUCCAACCUGGAGGCGGAGAUCAGUGAGCUGCGAGAAGAGCUGCAGAUGAUGGAGCAAUUCCACGCAGCGGAGACUGAGUCCAGUCACAGGGCGAAGGAGGAGCUGGCGAAGACAGAGGUCGCCUUGAGGACUGAGAUCCAGGAGGUUCAGGGUCUGCGUCGCGCGCUGGAAGCUCAACGAGGUGCGGAAGUCAAGACCGAGAAGAUAAAACCAUCUGAAGAAGCUGAGACUGCUGAGAAGCCUGCCAAGGCCGAGAAGGCUGAGACAGCUGAGAAGCCUGCCAAGGCCGAGAAGGCUGAGACAGCUGAGAAGCCUGCCAAGGCCGAGAAGGCUGAGACAGCUGAGAAGCCUGCCAAGGCCGAGAAGGCUGAGACAGCUGAGAAGCCUGCCAAGGCCGAGAAGGCUGAGACAGCUGAGAAGCCUGCCAAGGCCGAGAAGGCUGAGACAGCUGAGAAGCCUGCCAAGACCGAGAAGGCUGAGACUGCUGAGAAGCCUGCCAAGGCCGAGAAGGCCUUUGACAAACCUGAAAAGGCUGAGACAGCUGAGAAGCCUGCCAAGGCCGAGAAGGCUGAGACUGCUGAGAAGCCUGCCAAGACCGAGAAGGUUGAGCCCAGGGAAAAAACGAAGGAUGCGAAGAAUGCGACUGCGCAGGAUGCAUCUGACAAGAAGGGCCUGAAAGCUACAAAGGAUGUGUCAAAGGAUGCGAAGGGCAUGGAGUCAAAGAAUGACGCCAUCAAGAAGGAAGCGCUAGAGAUGGCCAAACAAGAGCUACAAGGUGCGUUAAAAGAAAAGCAAGAGGAGAUCACCUCCUUGAAACGGGCCGCAGACCACCGGGCAGCGGAGCAAGCGCAGGAGCUGGCAGCAUAUGCCAACAGCGCCAAGCUGCGAGAGAGGCAUCUGGUGGAGCGCAUGGAGCACUUUGAGAGCUUGGCGCAAACGUCGCACCAGGAAGCGAAGGUACAGUCGCGGGCAGAAGCCAAAGUCCAGUCGCAGGAGUCUCCGCUACAGCUUCAGCCUUUGAAGACUGAAGUGGCAGAGCUAAAACUCUGGAAGGAGGAGGAGUUGGCCAAGCAGCGCUCGGAAGCGCGGCGCCUGGGCUCCGAGCGCGCCGAAGCCGAGAAGCUGAAGGCGCAGGCGGCCGCGCUCUUUGACGAGGCAGAUCAAGAACGCCAGGAGCUUCAAAGGAUGCGAGCCCUGAGCUUGCAGGAGCCCAGCAGCCCUUCCAAAGCCAAGCCGGCGGACUCAGAAAUGCUGCGGACACUCGCUGCCCUACGCUAUAUUGAUGCUCAUUUAUACCCGUGAGACGCGUUGGACACCCAUUACAUCGGAUGCCUUCAUGAGCAGAGGGCAUCUGGUGAGCAAGAAUGCCUUGUAUUGUCAUUCCAGCUAGCUGUUAAUGCAAGAUGGUCUGUGCAGACUGAACGUUUGCACCGCCUGGUAUUUUCAAAACGGCUAAGCCGUUCUGAAGCCGUUCGUCGGAUUUAUCGCA